Molecule: messenger RNA, 4036 nt
Organism: Marmota monax (woodchuck)
Lineage: Eukaryota; Metazoa; Chordata; Mammalia; Rodentia; Sciuridae
Gene: Srebf1
Product: sterol regulatory element binding transcription factor 1
Exons: 19
Coding region: 133-3573 (1146 amino acids)
Biological process (GO): regulation of transcription by RNA polymerase II
Cellular component (GO): nucleus
Molecular function (GO): RNA polymerase II cis-regulatory region sequence-specific DNA binding; protein dimerization activity; DNA-binding transcription factor activity, RNA polymerase II-specific
Source: RefSeq, a predicted model, not a curated record
UUUCCGAGGAACUUUUCAAGGCCUCCGGGCCACCACCGAGGACAGGGCGGGACGCGAGAGCUCGGCGCUCCCAGGGACCGGCCAAGCGAGGCGGCGGGCCCCGGCGGGCCGCCCGGAGGAGGCAGCUGCGCCAUGGACGGGCCAUCUUUCGGCGAGACGGCUCUGGAGCAGGCUCUGGCCGAGCUCUGCGAGCUGGACACGACACUGCUGACCGACAUGGAAGACAUGCUCCAGCUCAUCAACAACCAAGACAGCGACUUCCCUGGCCUGUUUGAUCCACCCUAUGCUGGGGGUGGGGCAGGGGACACAGAGCCUGCCAGCCCCAGUGCCAGUUCCCCAGGCAGCUUGUCUCCGUCUCCUGCCUCACUGAGCUCCCCUCUGGAAGCCUUCCUGGGGGACCCUAAGGCGGCAUCCCCACCUUUGUCCCCUCCCCAGUCUGCACCCACCCCCUUGAACAUGUACCCAUCUGUGUCCCCCUUCUCCCCUGGACCUGGUAUCAAAGAAGAGCCAGUGCCACUAACCAUCCUGCAGCCCCCUACCCCACAACCCCUGUCGGGGACCCUCCUGCCCCAGAGUUUUGCAUCCUCAGCCCCCCCACAGUUCAACUCAGCCCCUGUGUUGGGUUACUCCAACCUUCCUGGAAGCUUCUCAGCAGGGACCCCUCCUGGGAGCACCCAGCAGCCGCUGCCUGGCCUGCCACUGGCUUCCCCGCCAGGGGUCCCACCUGUCUCCUUGCAUAGCCAGGUCCAGAGUACGGCCCCCCAGCAGCUGCUGACAGCCACAGCGGCCCCUGGAACGACCACUGUAACUUCACAGAUCCAGCAGGUCCCGGUCCUGCUGCAGCCCCACUUCAUCAAGGCAGACUCCCUGCUCCUGACCACCAUGAAGACAGAUGUGGGGGCCACUGUGAAGGCUGCGGGUAUCAGCUCCCUGGCCCCCAGCACAGCUGUACAGACGGCGCCCUUGCAGACCCUGAUGAGUGGUGGAACCAUCCUGGCCACAGUCCCGCUGGUUGUGGACACUGACAAGCUGCCCAUUAACCGGCUGGCAGCCGGCAGCAAGGCUGCGGGCUCAGCCCAGAGCCGUGGCGAGAAGCGCACAGCCCACAAUGCCAUCGAGAAGCGCUACCGCUCUUCCAUCAAUGACAAGAUAGUGGAACUCAAGGACCUGGUGGUGGGCCCCGAGGCAAAGCUGAAUAAAUCUGCUGUCUUGCGCAAGGCCAUCGACUACAUCCGCUUCUUACAACACAGCAACCAGAAACUCAAGCAGGAGAACCUAAGUCUGCGAACUGCUGCCCACAAGAGCACAGAAUCACUAAAGGAUCUGGUGUCCACUUGCAGCAGUAAAGGAAACACAGAUGUGCCCAUGGAGGGUGUGAAGACUGAACUGGUGGACACACUGACCCCACCACCUUCAGAUGCCAGCUCACCCUCCCAGAGCAGCCCCUUGUCCCUUGGCAGCCGGGGUAGUGGCAGUGGUAGCAGCAGCAGUGACUCGGAGCCUGACAGCCCAGUCUUUGAGGACAGCCAGGUGAAGCCAGAACAGCUGUCAUCUCCCCAUAGCCUGGGCAUGCUGGACCGCUCCCGCCUGGCCCUGUGCACACUUGUCUUCCUUUGUCUGUCCUGUAACCCCCUGGCCUCCCUGCUGGGUGGCUGGACGCUUCCUGGCCCCUCGGAUACUGUGGGUAUCCACCACAGUUCUGGGCGCAGCAUGCUGGGCACCGAGGGCAGAGAUGUCCCUGACUGGGCCCAGUGGCUGCUGCCCCCUGUGGUCUGGCUGGUCAAUGGGCUAGUGGUGCUGGCCUUCUUGGCAUUUCUCUUUGUCUGUGGGGAGCCGGUGACACGGCCCCACUCUGGCCCUGCUGUGAACUUCUGGAGACAUCGCAAGCAGGCUGACCUGGACUUGGCCCGGGGGGACUUCACCCAGGCUGCUCAGCAGCUGUGGCUGGCCUUGCAGGCACUGGGCAGGCCCCUGCCCACCUCCCACCUGGACCUGGCCUGCAGCCUGCUCUGGAACCUCAUUCGCCACCUGCUGCAGCGACUCUGGGUGGGCCGCUGGCUGGCCGGCCAUGCUGGGGGCCUGAGAAGGGACUGUACCUUGAGGGCGGACGCAUGUACCAGCGCCCGAGAUGCAGCCCUCGUCUACCAUAAGCUGCACCAGCUGCACACCAUGGGGAAGUACACGGGUGGGCACCUGGCUGCCACCAACCUGGCACUGAGUGCUCUGAACCUGGCAGAGUGUGCGGGGGAUGCUGUGUCCAUGGCAACGCUGGCGGAGAUCUAUGUGGCAGCUGCCCUGAGGGUCAAGACCAGUCUGCCCAGGGUCCUGCACUUUCUGACACGCUUCUUCCUGAGUAGCGCCCGCCAGGCCUGCCUGGCACAGAGUGGCUCAGUGCCUCUUGCCAUGCAGUGGCUCUGCCACCCCGUGGGCCACCGUUUCUUCGUGGAUGGGGACUGGGCCGUGCGCAGUGCCCCGCGGGAAAGCCUGUACAGCUUGGCCGGGAACCCAGUGGACCCCCUGGCCCAGAUGACACAGCUUUUCCGUGAACAUCUCCUGGAGCGUGCACUGAACUCUGUGGCCCAGCCCAGCCCCAACCCCAGCCCCGGGUCAGCUGAUGGGGACAGGGAAUUCUCAGAUGCCCUCGGAUACCUGCAGCUGCUGACCAGUUGUUCUGAUGCUGCUGGGGCUCCUGCGUGCAGCUUCUCCAUCAGCUCUAGCAUGGCUGCCACCACCGGCACAGACCCCGUGGCCAAGUGGUGGGGCUCACUGACGGCGGUGGUGAUUCACUGGCUGCGGCGGGAUGAGGAGGCAGCUGAGCGGCUCUACCCCUUGGUGGAGCAUCUGCCCCGUGCCCUGCAGGAGACCGAGAAACCCCUGCCCAAGGCGGCACUGCACUCCUUCAAGGCUGCCCGGGCUGUGUUGGGUCGUGGAAAGGCAGAGUCUGGCCCAGCCAACCUGGCCAUCUGUGAGAAGGCCAGCGGGUACCUGAGGGACAGCCUGGCCACCACACCAACUGGCAGCUCCAUUGACAAGGCCAUGCAGCUGCUCCUGUGUGACCUGCUCCUGGUGGUCCGCACUAGCCUGUGGAGGCAGCAGCAGCCCCCAACUUCAGCACAGGUGGCUCAGGGUGCUGGCAGCGGGCCCCAGGCCUCUGCCCUCGAGCUACGUGGCUUCCAAAGGGACCUGAGCAGCCUGAGGUGUCUGGCACAGAGCUUCCGUCCUGCCAUGAGGAGGGUGUUCUUACACGAGGCCACAGCCCGGCUGAUGGCAGGGGCCAGCCCUACCCGAACACACCAACUCUUGGACCGCAGUCUGAGGAGGCGGGCAGGUCCUGGUGGCAAAGGCGCGGCGGGGGAGCUGGACCCGCGGCCCACGCGGCGGGAGCACGCAGAAGCUCUGCUACUGGCCUCCUGCUACCUGCCGCCCGGCUUCCUCUCGGCGCCGGGGCAGCGCGUGGGCAUGCUGACCGAGGCGGCUCGCACGCUUGAGAAGCUGGGCGAUCACCGGCUUCUGCACGACUGCCAGCAGAUGCUCAUGCGCCUGGGUGGUGGGACUACAGUUACCUCCAGCUAGACCUCCUGCGUGGCGUCCUCCACGGUCUCAGUGUCCCGGUCUCCACGGCUCACCCGCGGCUGCUCCGUCCCUGAGGGGUGGGAAGCGGGAGGCGCAACCUACCACCAAAGCCCGCUCCUCAACUUGACAAGCGGCCGUCAGGAUGGUGCUGACCUCUGGUGGCCGAUCGGGGAAUUACAGGAGCCGAACCGCCCGCGUUCCCCCCACCGCCCUUGCUCUGCAGGCACCUUAGUGGCUUUUUUCCUCGCUUUUCUAGAGGGAGGAGGGGGUACCUUUCUUUGAGCUGAGGGGGGCCCUUCCCCAAGGUGCCUCUUUCCCUUCUGGGGGAGACUUGUACAUAGUGUAGAUGGGUGGGCCCGGGUGGGCCAGCCUCCUUGCCUCGGAGGCUCAUGAGCUACUUUUGCAAACUUUAUUUUCGUAGGUUAAGUUUUGUACAGAGAAUAAAAAAUGACGUUAUUUAUAA